UGUUUGACUGACCGGAUGGAGCGGAGCGGAGCGCAGCGCGCGGCGCAAGCAUUCAAACCGAACGGGGUGCGGCGCGCGGGCGCGAGGGGGCUGGCGCUUAGCCCCGGCCGGGCGGCGAGCAUGUUCGCCGGCAUGGACGUCGUGACCGUGCCGGAUUCGCCGAACUUUCCCUCUCGGUUGGCCUCCGUUCCCGGCAGCGGCGGCGGGCCUCGAGAACAACGGCCGCAGGAAAGAGAUUCAAUACUGACUGGAGUCACCUCCUGCAAAAGAAAGCUGUCAAAGAGGCCAGGGUAUAUGUGGAAGAAUGUUGAACAAAGGUUAAGCCAUCCCACACCUGCUGGUAUUCAUUUGGAUUCACAACAUACUGGAAAAGAAGCAAAGAGUUGUACAGGCUUGUCUUUUGACAGUAAUAAACAGGAGAAGCACAGAUUAAACAAUAAACACACAAGGGAAAACAAAAAUGUCGAUAAUCAGAAUGCAGUUUCAGAUCGGUUGUCUGCCAGAAGUCCUGUGGUUGCAGAUAUAAUUGGGUCAGAAAGUGUUCGGCACAUUCUUGGUCCUAACUGUCAGUAUAGUAUUGACAGUCAAGAGUGCUCCUUUUAUACUGGAAUUAAUACUUAUUCCAAGCAUUUGUUGACAGGCAAUCUGCAGAAGAAAGAUGCUUGCCUUAAACAAUAUAAAAAGGAAAGGAGUAUUGAUGUAAGCAAGUUGCAAGCUGUUACUAGUCCAAAUAAACAAGUAGACAGUGAACAUUUGCAAAGACAGCAGCUUUGGGACAUUGAUAAAGAAAUGGAUUCAGCUAGCACUUUUAUUUCCAGCUUUAAUUUCAUACAGAUGUCGUCAAAUUGUAACAGCACUAUUAUUGACAGUAAAGAUGAAUUACAGCAGAAUGACUUUGUUUUACCGCUUCACAAUGCUGAACUAGCAAUGCGAUGCCACGAUACAAAUACAUUCGCAACAAAUCAAUUCUGCUCCAAAUCUUUAUGGAAGGACUUUGACACCAAUUCUUUGCAUGCAUGUCAAAGUGUUGGCAUUAAAUGUGGUACUGAUGUAAAUUCAGAGAACAGUCCUCAGGAUUAUGACUUGCUGUCACUAGAUACAGAUAAUUGUGCGUGUUCAGCUGAUACUUCUGAUGGCUCUUCUGCUGGUUCAUCCGUAACAUCAGGGUAUGAGAGCAGCAUCACUGUACUUGACCAGAAAUGUCAUUCUUUAAUGAGGAAAUAUGAACCAAUUCUUCAAGAUUGCCUCCAUGAAAACAAAAUGAAGUUGAAGCUUCAGACCUUGAUCUUAAAGCUACAGAAACUUCAGAAGAAUGCUGUACAGAAUGAUGAUUAUGAGAAAGCUGACAAGUUCAACAGAAAGUUAGCAGAAUUGAAGAAAGAGCAAAGUACUUUAAAAUUCCAGCUGCCUUCCCACCAUCCUUGUAUUAUGAUGUUGCUGCAAAAUUGUGAACUUCAUCUGCAAGUUGCUGAGCACCAGCAUAAUUGUUUUUUAAAUAAGAAUGGAGGAAGUUUCUUUCUGAAAAGUAGUGAACAUGGAUAUUCAGACUUAAACCCAGAUAAACUACCUAUUUUGUGGUCAAGGAGAAAUCAGCUUAUUCAAGAUAGACAAAAGUUACAGAAAGAAAUUGCUGAAAUUAAGGAACGACUUGCAUUGUUGGAAGCCAGGGACUAUCAGCUGAGCAUAGAAAUAGAAGAAGGAAACAGACUACUAGGAUCACAUGAUUGUGAACUUACUUCUUUACCAACCACAUCAGCAAGUGAAUUACAUGAUCUGCAUAAAACACUAGAGGAUAUUCUACCAUUAAGAAAUAAAGUCCUCCUCAAUGAAGAGCUUCCUGAGCAUAUAAAAAGGCUUCAGAGAAAAGAACAGUUGCUAAGUCUGGCUAUAAAGACAGUGGCUGCAAAGGUCUACAGCAGCCAAAAGUUGUGCAGUAACUUCAGCAAAAAACUGAGUGAUAUUGAAAAACAACUUCCAACUCUCUUGGAAGCCAAAGUGCUAGCUAUAUCUGGCAAUGAAUUUUCAACUGCAAAGGAUUGUGCUGAGGAGAUCAAAUGUUUGUCAUCUGAUAAAGGUAGACUUGAAGAAAUUAUCACCAACUUGCAGUGUUUAAUCAUUAGAAAUGGCCAGCAGCUGGAGGCGAUCAAGGAUGAUUACAACAAAUUGAAAACUGAACUGGAACAGGAAGAAAGGCUCUUUGAGAAUGACCAGAGAGAAAACAUUAUUAAAUAUAUGGAAGUCUUGGAGGACAAACUUCAUAGUUGUAGAACCCAUUUAUUUGAGAAAGUGUGGGAAGCAGACUUAGAGACCUGUCAGCUCUUUAUCAGCGGUUUGCACCUGAAAGAGUCCAGUUAUGGUGCAUGUGAGGGAGAAGAGUACAAAGCAGGAGAAAACGAUGAAGUCAUUGAAGAUUCAUGUUCAGAUAUUAAAGAUACAGGAGAUUAUUUCUUUCCAAGUAAACAAGAUUGGCGUACAAUACAGUUCUUUGUUCCAGAACAAAAAGAAACUGAUUCAAGUGAGGUAUCAGUGAAAUGUUUUCUCAGCAUCAAAGGUUCGCAGUCAAAGGUUGCCUGUAAGGGUUCUGCAUUGAAAAUAGAGGAACAAUGUGAAAAUAUUAGUGACAAGCUGGUACAUUUGGAAGAGCAGCUGCAAGUGGCAAUAAAUAAUCAGGAUGACAGUCUUACUCAGUAUCUGCAAAGAGAAACCCAGAUGGUAAAAGAAGCACUGCAGGCGAUGUUGAAACAGCUUUUGUCUUUGGAAGAGGAUACAACAGAAGACUUUGUAGUUAACAUCUGGUGACUAAAGAAGGAAUUGCUGGAAGGCAAAUUCACCUGAUGUUGACUUGUAACAUUCCACUUUUGUUAUCUGUAAUAUUUUAGAGUUAGUUCUAAUAAUUGCUGUAUAAAAAUGACAAUCAUUAAUAAGCACUUGAUUUAGAUCCAGGUUCUAAAUUUAAUCUGGUAAUAUUAGCUUACAUUAGUAUUUGCUUUUAAUGUCAGAAUUAAUGUGAAUCUUACUUUUGUUUCAUAUAAAAUACUAGAAACAAAAGUAGGUGCAACUUCACAUGUUUAGUAAAAAGGAAGUUUCAUAUAUUUCAUACCUAGAAGAUAGCACUUCUAUAAUUCAAAUCCUCAAUAUUUUCUCCACUACGUUAUUUGAACAUUUCUGAUUUUAUUCAUUGUUCAUAAGGAAGAUGACCAGUGGUGCAUUUUCUACUAAGAAUAUCUGAGAAUUCUACUAGGAAUUCUUUGUUACAUGGCUGUCUGUGGGGAAGACGAAUCUCAGGGCUGUAUACUGCAUACAUACUUUGAUAAUAAAUGUAUGUUAGAACUUGAAACAGUGCACUCAGUUUAGCAUAAAUCAUUUGGUCAAAUCAACUUCCUUAUUCACAAACCAAAUGCAAAAUUUGUUUUUUUAACUUUCAGUAAGACCAGAUGUGAUUCUUUAAGAAUCAGUGGAGCCAACUCCCUAGUUUGCAGUAGGAAGUGGCCAUUGAGGCAAAAGAAAAUACCAUUAGAGGCCCAGUGUAUUUAGAAACAUAGAAAACCUACAGCACAAUACAGGCCCUUCGGCCCACAAUGCUAUGCUGAACAUGUACUUACUUUAGAAAUUACCUAGGGUUACCCAUAGUCCUAUACUUUUCUAAGCUCAACGUACCUAUCCAGGAGCCUCUUAAACGACUCUAUUGCAUCUGCUUCCACCACAGUCGCCGGCAGCCCAUUCCACUCACUCACUACUCUUUGCGUUAAAAAAAAUCUUACCCCUGACAUCUUCUCUGUACCUACUUCCAGCACCUUACAACUGUGCCCUCUUGUGCUAGCCAUUUCAGCCCUUUGGAAAAAGCCUCUGACUAUCCACACUAUCAAUGCCUCAUCAUCUUGUACAUCUCUAUCAGGUCACCUGUCAUCCUCCUUCACUCCAAGGAGAAAAGGCCAAGUUCACUCAACCUAUUCUCAUAAGGCAUGCUCCCCAAUCCAGGCAACAUCCUUGUAAAUCUCCUCUGCAUCCUUCCUGUAGUUUCCACAUCUUUCCUGUAGUGAGUUGACCAGAACUGAGUUUAGUAUUUCAUAAUGCAGUUCCCAGCAUCUUGGUCUUUUUCUCUGUUUUGCUAUAGAAUACAAUUUAAAUGGAAUAAUUCCUAAGUGGAGUAUUUCCUAAAGUUCCUUAGAUGGUGUUCAUCUGUCAGGGAGACUAGCAAAUCAAAGUUUGUUCUUAAUAACUGCCUGAAGAAAAAUCUUAGGGAGUUAUUGAUUAGUUUGUUACCUGGAUCACAAUGCUUCAAUUCUGAAGUACAUAUUUAAUUGCCUCAAAUUGUACUUCAACCAAUUAUUUUAUAGGAUAGACUUAAUCUUAUUCUGGUUUUGAAGCAAUUUAAGUAUUUUCACUUAAAGCAAAUAGUGAUACCUCCAUCACCCUGGAUACUGAGGACCAUGUCUAGAUUACUGCUUGGUGCCAGAGAUUAGUAUUUCCCAUCAAAAUGGGGUGAUAUUCAAUAAAACCAAAGUUCAUUGUUAAAGUAAGUCACUGAUAUAAACCGCUUCUCUUGGAUCUAACAGUGACACCAGAAUUCCCGUAAUAACAGUAUGCUUCCAUAAAUGAAUGUUUCAUUUGAGUCACCAGGCACCAUAAUCAAACAUUCAUUGCAUUUUGGAUGGUGUGUUCCCUAGUUUGAUUACAUUCAGAACUUGAAUAAUGCUUUGCAUUAAAUAUUUUUAAAUUUGCCUUUUUCUGAAUUGUCUUGGACCUUUUCCAAGAAAGUAACAAUACCCAAUUUCCCCAAUUAUCAAGCAGAAAUGUUGACAUGAGAGCCUAUGGAACUCAACAGAAAACGCAGAAGUAGCUGGUAGCUGACAUUUGUGAACAAUAUAGUAAAGAGCUCUAAGGGACUUCAUUGAUAUCGCCUAACAUUGCUAUGGCACAAUAUAAAAGUAGAUAAUUUUUGUGAAUGUAUAUGGUCUAAAGGUAAGGCCAGUGAAGAUUUAAUGGAAAAUUAAGCUGGUAAUUUUAAAAAUGUAAUGCAAUUUCCAUGUAAUUUCAGGUUACACCGUGGUCUCACACUGAAUAUAGGGUAUCAUCAUUCACUCAUCUUCAAACUGUAUGUAAUUUGUUGUAAUGAGCUUUAGAAUGGAGUUCCUUUUGGAAGUAGGAUCAAGGGAGUGUUGGUUACAGCUGAUUCAAUUAAUUAAAUUUAAAAGAAAGUAAAGGUCCAUGAAGAUUUGAUAUUUCAUCUGUAAAAUAUACAAUAUAGAAUAAGUGAAUGGUGUGAACAGAAUAAACAUUUCAUUCACUGAAAGUGAAAUCUUUGAUAUAAAUCUCUUGAUAAUCACUGAAUCUUUUCAGGCACUUAAGAUGUACAGAAUAAUAAAAUUUCUAGGUCCUUUCCCUUUUAAAGAGAUGGAAAAUGAUUUGGAUUUUUUUUACACUGUUCAGCAAUGGGCAGAAUGCACUUUACUGGCAUUAUGCUUCCAGAAUAUGAACUUCAGUAAUAUCUCAGAUAUAUUUACGUUACAACUGAAAUCUCAUCUUAGACACCAUUGAAACAAUGGCCAGAUAAUUUGUUUUAAUAAUGAUUAUUAGGGAAGGAUAGGUGAAGAUACUAGGAAUAUUGCAGAUAGUGCUGGAAAAGAAUUUGUGAGGAUGAUAUUUAUAACAGUACACACUUCUAUUUUGUAUAGUUUUUACAUUCUUUCACUUUCAGUAUGCAAGACCGCUAUUCAAUAUGCCAAGGAAGCAGGCUGGAAGACUAGCACGCCUUCAGGGUUCCAGGAUUUCGUGGCUCUGGAGGCAGGCGAACUUGAGGUCGGUGCCUCCACAGGAAAUUGGUGUGUUGUGGGA
Hypanus sabinus (Atlantic stingray) is the source of this 5835-nucleotide messenger RNA. It is a transcript of the gene disc1, whose product is annotated as DISC1 scaffold protein. The record is from RefSeq and is a predicted model, not a curated record. NCBI's taxonomy places the organism in Eukaryota, Metazoa, Chordata, Chondrichthyes, Myliobatiformes, Dasyatidae. Gene Ontology annotation, cellular component: microtubule; centrosome; intermediate filament cytoskeleton. Gene Ontology annotation, biological process: neuron migration; cilium assembly. The transcript is spliced from 14 exons. The coding region runs from base 16 to 2799 and encodes 927 amino acids.